CGGGCUAGACUAACAUCAUAUCACGGAGACAAGCGAGGAGGAAAGUGCUGAUAUUUUCCGAAGGACGAGUAUAGAAAGCUAAACUGUAACUUUUUCUUCGUCUUACUGAUAUAUUUAUACCGUGAUAGUGUCCCCGAACCAAACGAGGCUUAUGUCUUUAAACACAUGUUAUUACAACUGAGUAGAAACUAAGUUGACGACCAACGAACGAAGUGAAUUAGCACAACGGCUAGUGAUGCUAGCGAAACACCCGCGGAUAACUCUUCUUUGUACAAAUGUGGAUUUAUGUGCUAUUUUGAGGCAUUAACGGACGUUUAACACAUCCCGGCAACUGUCAUGGACAACGUGAGAGCACCACGCAGUCCCGAUGAGAAUGAAGAUCCAAACGCUAAAGAGCAAUGCAAAGAUAAGAAGGUUUUGUGCAAGGUGAAGUGGUCACGCGAUGAGGAUGAAAAACUGAAAAAGCUUGUGGAGCAACAUGGCGCAGGCUCCUGGAAAUUAAUAGCAAACUUUUUUCCUGGGAGGACAGAUGGCCAGUGUCAGCAUCGCUGGCAGAAGGUGCUCAACCCCGAACUGGUGAAAGGCCCGUGGACAAAGGAGGAGGAUCAGAAGGUCAUCGACUUGGUCCAUAAGUAUGGCCCCAAGCGUUGGUCUGUGAUCGCCAAGCACCUCCAGGGCAGGAUUGGCAAGCAGUGCCGCGAGCGCUGGCACAACCACCUCAACCCCGAGGUGAAGAAGUCCUCCUGGACCCAAGAGGAGGAUCGUAUCAUCUACGACGCCCACAAGCGUCUGGGCAACCGCUGGGCAGAGAUCUCCAAGCUCCUGCCUGGACGAACGGACAACUCCAUUAAGAACCAUUGGAACUCCACCAUGAGGAGGAAAGUGGAGCACGAGGGCUACCUUCAAGAUGGCUGCCCUAAGAAUUUCACGUCCUCAUACAGCGGCAGGAAGAGGCGCCAUAACUCGCCGUGCCCCCCGCCGACUCCGACCGAGGUGCAGCGUUGCGACCUGAGCCCACCGCCUCCUUUGGCGGAACCUAACACGAUGGCGGGAUGUCCUUUUGAUGGGCGCCCCCUGAUGGACAAUUUUGAUUUCAUCUCUCCGCCCUGCCAGGACGAUCCCGACAGAGAAAAGAGAAUAAAAGAGCUUGAGUUGCUGCUUAGGUCAGCAGAGAGCGAGGUCCAACGCAGAGUUCCCUAUGCCUCAGAGCAGUACUCGGCCUGGUCCGACGGAGCGUCUGAUGACACGCUCAGCUUGGAGGAGCAGGUGGACAGCAGCUUCUGGGCCAAGGCGGAGAACUGCACAGGAGCUUCAUCCCAAAUUUCCAUGUCCCCUAGCAAGUUCUCGGCUGUGGAGGCCAGCACGGUGCUGUCCAGCAUCAUUCCAAACUUGGCUGAGACCAUAGAGCUCAUUGACUCAAUGUGCUCGGCUCUGCAGGACCACUCGCCGCGCUGGUUGAGCAACGGAACAAGGUGUGACCUCUCGAAGACGAAGCCAAAGCCAGACCAGCCUGCCUUCGCCAUGCUCAUUCAGGAGAAUUGCUUGGGACAUGCGCCGCCUACCUUCUUCAAGUCGUCCAUAGCAGCAAGGAAGAGGAGGAGACACGGAGGAGAAACAUCUCCUCUGUGUGACAGGACUUGCUUUUCCUUUUUGGACAAUAUCUCAGAUUCACCCAAGAAGACACCGACAAAGCAGUCCUGCAACAUAUCAGGUAUGGAAUCUCUGAAUUUGGACCACCCGACACUCACGUCCACUCCUGUGUGUGGACAAAAGUGCUUCCUCACCACGCCGCUGCACAAAGAGUUCACGCCCAAGCACCAGAAGGAGAAUGACGGUUACAGAACACCCAAGUUUUGUAAAACUGUCAUGAUUCCAACACCAAGGACCCCGACGCCGUUCAAGAACGCUUUGGCAGCUCAGGAGAAGAUGCACGGCCCACUAAAUAUAGAGCCACAGCCUCUGGCUUUUCUAGAAGAAGACAUCCAAGAGGUUCUGAAGCAGGAGACGGAAGGAGCGGACAUCUUUAACAGAGUGUGGAAACAAAGCACGGAAGUUCCGGCUCGAAAAGUACGCAAGACCUUAGUCCUGGACGUUUUUGAAGAAGACUGCCUGAAUGUGCAACUGUUCCAGGAUCAGCUCAACAACGCUCAAGUUCCUGACGAGAGUCUACUGACUGGCUCCUCCCUCAGCUCUCCUACCGCUGAGCAACAGGAGGAGGAAAAUCAGGAGGAAGUUCGCCGUCCUUUUUCUCUCCUAAAGAAUCCUCCUCAUGUUGCUGAGAACAGGGGCUGCAAAAUGAAGAUGAAGCCCACUGGUCACCACAAAGCCGGAAAGCACAGAACAGCACAGGUGAGUGAGUGGGAAGCAGUGCUCUAUGGGAAGACCGAAGACCAGCUGAUCCUGACAGAACAAGCCCGCCAGUACCUGAACCCUUACCCGUCCUCUAGGCCCACCUCCAGGACCCUCGUGUUAUGAGCCUUUUUACAGACAAUCCUGCCAAGGACUGGAAAACUUUUUUUAUCACAAUACUAACUUUCACCAAACACUUUAAACGCAGCAGGACAGAGAAACGGCCAUUUUUGUGCAAAAAGGUCCUCUGACACUACCUCCAAGGUGGACCUCUGCCCUCGUUGUGUGUGCUGUCUUCCUUUUUAUAUACAAUACAGAGCGAAGGCCAGAAACAAAAAGGAGCUGGUAAAGCCAACUCUGUGUGACUUCUGCACUACUGUGAAAUAUUUAGUGUGCUUCUGUCUCAAGGAGUACACCUGCAGAGCACUUGUCUUUUUGUCAACUCAACGUCCAGCCAGUCGAAUGUAUUUGUUCAGAACAGGAAAGGUACCAUGAUUGUGUGUUUGUGUUCUAUUUAUUAUUUGUAUUACCAGAAGCUUAGAUAUUAAUAUAAAAAAGAAAAAGUAGUCUAACUUUGGAUACCCUCACAGAGAAAAAUUUGUUUUAAGUUGUGUAUUUAUUGAAUGUCUACUAAUUUAUUUAUUCUUUAAAGCAAGACAAACUAUUGGCCUACAGAGUUACAACAUGCACUGCCUCCCAAAACAAAUUCUUCUGAUUUCUGAUCUUACAAAAAUUGCACUUUUUUUCCUAUUGAAAUGAUUGUUUGUUUUAGUGAAGUUAUUUUUGUUCUUAAUCCACUGCUGUCAUGAAUUUAACAUUUCUAUAUCACUAAUUUGACGCUCAGUUUACAGCAGCACUACUUAACAUCUACACUAAGUGUCAUAUUGGCAUUAGGGGGAUCCGGCUUUAAUAAUAAUCUGGAUUAUCCUGCACUAAACCUGACAUAAGAAGGGAAUCUUGUCAGAUAUUUAAAAAAAAUGUCAUAUCUGUUUAUAGAUUUGCUCUUUGUUGUUUUCAAGGUAACGGAGAGCAUAUCAAACUACUGCAACAAGGAUUUUACAUAUUGUAAUGCUGGAUUUUAUUUGCAAAGUAGGUACUUUAUUAAUAUUCUUGUUCAUUUUACCUGCUGAUUGGUUAAUAAAUGCAUAUGUGACA
Nerophis ophidion (straightnose pipefish) is the source of this 3504-nucleotide messenger RNA. RefSeq names its product v-myb avian myeloblastosis viral oncogene homolog-like 1 (gene mybl1). The record is from RefSeq and is a predicted model, not a curated record. Bases 337 to 2475 code for a protein of 712 amino acids. Gene Ontology annotation, cellular component: nucleus. Lineage: Eukaryota; Metazoa; Chordata; Actinopteri; Syngnathiformes; Syngnathidae. Gene Ontology annotation, biological process: regulation of DNA-templated transcription. The transcript has 16 exons. Gene Ontology annotation, molecular function: DNA-binding transcription factor activity, RNA polymerase II-specific; RNA polymerase II cis-regulatory region sequence-specific DNA binding.